AUGCCUGGAUCGGGAGGCUGUGGCGGUGCAGUUCUGGAUUGCGGGAGACUUCACGGUAACAAAUGGGGGAGAUGGGGCGGUGCAGAGGUCCGACCUUGGGCCCGCCUGGAGUCUAGCGAGAAACUCUGGGCAAAUCAGAUGCCUGGGCGAUCAAUUGCUGGGUCCGCGUCUUGCUCUAGCCCGGUCGCGGAAUUACUCCCUACCCGUCGAAAUUUGUCUGGUCGCCGAAGCUGCGAUAUUGCCCAGCAAGCACAUUGCGAGCUCAGUGUUGGACUCUCUGGAACGACCUCGAGUCCCCGAGCCAUUGAAUACGCCAUGGUCGCCGCCGUACAGUCGCUGAGGCUGUGUGCGCGGGCCUGCAGACAGCCCUCAGCUUCGCGGCGGAUAGCAUCGACGUUCGCGACCCCCAGGCGCACCUUCUCCUCGACGCGGGCAUGGCGCGCAGACGCCCCCAAGAGACCUGAAGGCGAAGCCGCCGAGGGCGCAGCCGCUGUCCCGCAGUCCACAGAGCCCCAGGCCUCUCACCAGUACCGAGGCAGAUCCGACAAGGUCAGCCUGGAGCUUCAGGAGGGAUUGAGCGAGGCAGAGAAGGCGACAUAUCGAGAGCUGCUGGAGUACGCCGAUGCCCACAAUCUCAGCACCCAAAAGCAGCGCAAACCUACCGAGCAGCAGAUGGAGGAGGCAUCAGACAAGAUCGAGGAGCAAUUCUUCGGACCCAAUCUGUCGCCCGAACAGCGCGAGGCCAUGCGGGAGCUCGAUCAAGAGCUCCGGGCCUUCGACGAUCCCAUCUAUCAGGCCAACAGGCAGAUCCGGGUGCACAGGCAGUCGUUCUGGGGUGAAGAAGAGGAGGACCCUGACAUGAUCACCGAGGAUAUCGAUGACGACGAGUUCGGCGAGGACGACAUCAUGAGCAUGGCGCACGGAAAGCUCGAGGAACACCGCGAGUUCAGAGAAUACGCUCGCAUUGCAGCCUGGCAGAUGCCACUGCUCUCAAAACUUGCGCGACCCUUCGAACCCCCUUCCGCCCAGGAGCCUCUGCGCUUCCGAUACACGACGUACAUGGGCGAGAACCACCCGGCACAGAGCAAGGUGGUGGUUGAGUUCUCGCCGCGCGAUCUUGGGCUCAAUGACAAGCAACAGUUGAAGCUCAAGAAGCUGCUCGGCCCUCGGUGGAACCCCGAGACGGAUAUUGCCAAGAUGAGCUGCGAGCAGUUCGACCACCAGGCACAGAACAAGCGCUACCUCGGCGACCUUGUGAACAAGCUGAUCGCUCAAGCCAAGGACCCCAAAGACACGUUCGAGGACAUUCCCUUGGACACACGACACCACCCGAAGCAGAAGAAGGUCAAGUUCCCCGUAGAGUGGCGCUUGACCACGGAGCGCAUGCAGGCGAUUGAGGACACCCGGCAAAAGUCGCUCUUGCUGGAUCAGACCAGGACCGAGGCGGGAUCGCUCGUGGACGGCUCCGAAAUUCUGGACAAGCACUUCAACAAGCCGGAGUUGGUGGAAAUACCCGCUGCCAAUGACCGCAGACUGCCCAACAUCUCCCCGUCGAGGCCAAUCCCGCGACAACGGCGCUUCUAA
Neoarthrinium moseri is the source of this 1584-nucleotide messenger RNA. RefSeq lists its product as uncharacterized. The transcript has 3 exons. The record is from RefSeq and is a predicted model, not a curated record. Lineage: Eukaryota; Fungi; Ascomycota; Sordariomycetes; Amphisphaeriales; Apiosporaceae. Gene Ontology annotation, molecular function: structural constituent of ribosome. Gene Ontology annotation, cellular component: mitochondrial small ribosomal subunit. Gene Ontology annotation, biological process: mitochondrial translation. Bases 1 to 1584 code for a protein of 527 amino acids.